AUGCAAGGCACUGAGAUGAAAGGCGCCAAUAUUCGUCGCGGGAAAGAUAUGGCGGAGCACUCAUUGAGAAAACGACCGAAGAUCUUGCUGUCAAAUUUCAGCGCUGAAGAAAGAAAAGUUCUUUCUGAUAAGAUACGCAGUUUAGGAGGAAUAAUUUACGAAAGUUCUAAUUACACACCACUUGCAACCCAUAUAAUAUGCAAAACACCAUCAAGAGGGGAGAAGUUUAUUUGUGGAUGCGUGUCUGGCAAAUGGAUUUUACCACAGUCAUACAUUAUUGAAAGCACAAAUAAAAGAAAAUGGCUAGAUGAAGAGAGUUUUGAAUGGACAAUAGAGCAUUGUGAAACAGAUUCACCUUUAAGAGACUUGUUCUCAUUGCCAAAGAAAUGUAAGAGAUUUCUGAAACACCAAAAACUAGUAUUUCAAAAUUGGAUUGUUCUGCUUAUUUUCACUUCUCCAAAGAAAAAGGAAAGCUACAAAAGGCUUAUAGAAGCUGGCGGAGGACGUGUUGUCAACUGGAAACCACCGUAUCGUGGAAGUGACUUAAAAGUGAUUAAAUUUGUUAUAUAUGACGAUAUGAAAAAAAGAGAACUUUUUACUCUGAAAAGAGCCAAAGUGCCAAUGAUCAGCUGUGAAGACAUGAUUGAGUAUGUCAUCAAGGGAACAAAUCCACGAUUGUCUAACAAUGCUGACAAGACGUCUCCAAAGCAAGAAAUGAAAACGCCACCAUCAGCCAAUAAUAAUAACUGUUUCCAAUUGUCGAGUGGUUUAGGCUACAAAAACAUCAUCAAAUCAUCUGAAAGGGAUAACUUGACUUUGAGAGAAAAGCAUGCCAAAAAACAGACUGUUUUAAAAGACUUCUUCAUUAAAAUUGACAAAAUUCAUGGCCAGAAUAAAACAUCGUCUUCAGUAGACAAGAAAGUGGAUGAUCUAAGCUCCUCUAAUUCUGAUGUUAAAACGCCAUGUUCCCCAUAUUCACGAAAGACUACCUGUCUGAACAAUUUUCACGUCAGGAAAGAUAUAUUUGGGAGUAAAGCAUUAUCAAGCUACCAGAGAGAUUCUCAACGUGCGAAAGAUUCUUCGGCUCGUGGUUUUUCAGAAGCUGAAUUGAAGCAGAAUGGUUCAAUUCCAAUUCAGCAGAUGAAAGCGAGUGAUAAAAGCGGUGUUCUCUCUGCGAAAAGCCAAGGAUCGUCUGGCAUUGAUUGCUCAUCUCUUUUAGUCAAGUCAAAAGCACACUGUGAUGUAAUUGAAAUUGUUGACACUGAGGAUAGUCAAAACUGUCUAAAGGCUGGGAAAGACCACUGCAAUACAGCAAAAUUUGAGGCUGCACGUGUAAAGGAUAAAGCUUUUUCCAGCUCUGUUUCCCCAAAAGUUGGUCCUGUUAUUCAGCAUGACGCAAAACCAGUUCUUUCAGUGGCUUGUGAACCAACUGCUGUUUGUGACAAGGUCCAGAUUUGUGAGGUGCCAGCACCUUGCUCCAAAUCAUUAGAGGUAAAGCCCAUCAAAGAAACAACUAGCACUAUGAAGGUUAUGCCUUCUCAAGAGAAACAAGUUGAAAAAAGAAAGCAAGAUCUGCUGCAGUGUCAGGAAAAGGUUGAGACAAAAAACACUGUCAAAACUAGAAAAAGGAAAGCUAUGGAAAUCGAUAUAUCUUUUCUGCUCGACAACUCUGGUCCUAAGACACGGUCUUCUGGCAAUAACAAAGCUGCUAAAGAUGUUAAAGUGACUGAAAGUCCCCCGAAAAAAACAAAAUUGAUUGAGGAGCUUCACAUCACAAGUGAACCAGUCAGCCAUUAUGCACCCUCAUUGCAACCGUCACACGAUAUUACAGGGACUAGAAGACGUUUCCCGUUGCAUAGAAAUGGGACAGAUCUCAUCGAAGGAUGUCUGGAAGAAGAGCACUAUCAAACAGCUGUUAGAAUGAUGUUGAACUAUUUAACACCGACGUUUUACUUGCCUUCAAGAAUGAUUCACACUUUGAUGGAAUUACAACGUAAACCAGUGGAUACCUUGGAUCGUUCGCUUGCCAGCUGUAUACGUUCCAUCCUCAACCGCUGCGUCCUUCUGCAUCCGCCUCAGUUUUUGCAACGGGUUUAUUUGGCUGCGUUUGCACCACCGCUAGACAGUGAUGACCAAGUCAAAGAACCGGGACUUGCCUUUGAAUACAUAAUGAGUACAUUCAGAGACUUCAAAGCAAUAUUCAGUGAAGGGAGAGUAGAGAAUAGCAUCAGAAAACAAACACUGAUGGAUCUUAUCAAGUUUAUCGUAACCGUUUUAGAAACUGAUUUUAUGUUUCACGCAAAAGGGUUAGAAUCUUGUAAGAUUAUGAGCGGAAAGGGAACUUCCAGAAAACGACCUGUUUUGGCACAGAUGCUUUGGGUCAACGAAUCGGCAACUGGAAGCGGUGCAAUGACAAAUGAAUUGAUCAUGUUUGCGCUCGAACUCACCAGAGUUUCCCAGGAUAUCCCUGAAUUGGUUGCCUUGCGAGGCCUAGUUUUUCGACUUAUACGUAUUGCCGCAGAUUGUUGUCAGUUGUGUGACGUCAGGACAGUGUCAAUUGCAUACGGACCAGCGAGUAGGCUCUUCACAUUAACAUUUUGUGAACUCGUGAGCAACUAUCUUGCCAAAAGUGGAACGAGACGAAAAGACUCCACUUCAAUCUUUGCUUUUCUGAAGCCAAAAUGGCUGUUGACUCGUCUAGCUGACUUUAUGAUUGGUUCAUAUGACGCCACGAGAGUGAAAGACGCUUCAAGAAAGCUGCUUUCGAAACCGUUAUCAUUAGAAAAGAUUGUUUCGUGCUAUUUUCACCUGAUUCCAACGCAUGGUAAUGACACAAUGGUGACUGAUGUAAGCAAAAGGAAAAAAAAGAAUUCCUCAAAGCCACUGUCCGUCAUCGGGAAUACGGAGACCUCAAGAAUCAAUGCAUCUCGAGGUCAAAACGAGAAAAGAAUUGCUGUCAAAAGAAAUGUCAAAGGUGAAACCCAGCUGCAUGUAGCCUGCAUCAAAGAUAGGCCUACGGACGUGAAGCUCUUGCUUUUGAAUGGCCUGGACCCGAACCUCAAAGACAACGCUGGCUGGACGGCGCUGCACGAAGCAAGCAACCAUGGACAUACCACUUGCGUUGCUGAAUUACUCAAGUGUAAAGACUUGGAUGUUUUUGCUACUGGUUUAGGCGGCUUUUCCGCUCUACACGAUGCAGUUGCAAACAACCAACUGGCGGUCGCAAAACUACUCAUCGAAGCUGGAGGAAUAACCCUUCUCGAAAUGAAGACCGACAGCGGACAGACAGCUUACGAUCUUGCAAAUACUAACACUCUCAAAGACCUGAUCAUGAAAGGUCGAAAGGCACAAUCCUCCAAUGCAAAAAGUGGCCUAACCAUUUCCCAAAAAGUUUCCCAGAAAGACCUUGAAGAAUAUCUUUUAUUGCUGACAGUUUUAUUAAGAAACGUGACGGGCAGGCUUGAUGAGACGGAAUUAGAUUUUGAAGAAAUGGUGUUAAACUUGACGAACCACGCUAAAAACGUCUGCAGAAAGCAGACAACGGUGUCAAGGAUGUUGCUGUGUGUUAUUAAGGGUCUUGUUUGUUAAUUACAAGCUAAUCUUGAUGCUAGAGGCGGAUGACACGAAUUUUUAUAUUAUUUCCAAUAUUAAAUGCUAGGGUUUAGGACAGUUCCGACUGUACUUCCAAUGUUGUUGUUGUUUUUGUUGUUUUUGUUCAUAUCCUUAUACACUAUAAAUGAUGCUUAUACCCUGGCUUUGUGAAGCCCGUCUUGUUAUAAACACGGAUACAACUAUGGGGGGAGGGGGCACGGCUGGACAUAUGGCUGUAGCUUUUAUUUAUGCUACAAUAUCUCAACAACCUUUCCCCAUUGAUAGUCAGGCACUUUCUAGUGGUAGGGACAUAAAAAUUGACUGUCCAUGAUUGUAGUAUGGGUUCACCAAAAAUAGUAACAUUUACCAAGAAUUCCUCGCUACUGAGUUUUUUGCUUGUGUGGUUCCAUGACCUGUCUCUAUAGAUGGGUGAAUCUGUGACGUCAUGAAAAUACUUUUAGAUUUUUUAGAUUUUGAUUAUUUGACCUGAAAAUUUGUUAUGAAAUAGACCUCAUGUGAUAAAGCAGUCUGAUCUUACCUAAAUUGGAUGAGAUUAAGCCUAAAAGGCACACGCAAAUGCUGGACCUCUCUCGUGUCAUAUAUCUCAACUAGAAUUGAUAAUAUUUGACUGAUUUCGCAUAUUUUGGUUUUAAUGAUUUCAUCCCAAGCAACUCGAUUAUAUUCUAUUGCUUUUUGAAAACGCUUACCAAAGCAAUAUACAGAUUUUCAAAUUAGCCCCUAGAAUUUGCAUUGUAAAAAAGACAAAGAACAAGGAACUUGUCCGAUGUUUAUUAAUUAAGAACGAGUUUUUCGUGCCACCUUGGAUGCAUUGUACAGAACUUCUCGUUAUGUAGAAUCAAUAGAGUUCUAAAGUGUGACGUCACCAAAAACCUAUUUUUAAAAUUGUUGAAUUUUAACUACGUAGCAUAAAAGAUCACCAUGAAAUACGCAAAAUUGGCAAAAUAUAUCCAAAAUCGUUUGAGAUAUGGCCAACAAAAGAUUUGAAGUUUGCUAACGAAUCACUGUUAUUUUUGCUCUGUUCAUAAAGUUAUGAACAGAGACCAAAUGACAGAGGUUCGAUGGGGAAAGAGCCAAUACACACGUGGCCAUAUAUCAACCAAUUCGUGACAUAUUUGACUGCUUUUGCCCAUUUAGAGGUAUUUCAUGAUGUUUUUUCAGGCUAUGGGAUCUAAAUUCAAAAAUUCUGAAAAUAGAUUUUUGUGACGUCAUCACUUUAAAACUCUAUUGGCUUUAUGUUGUGUUUUGAAAAUUUUCAGGUAGGAAACAGUGGAAUCGAAGUCAGCCUGUGGGAUACUUUAUAGGUUUUUAUUUUCUGAACGAGUUUAUUGGAAACCACCUAACACUUUCACAAAAUUUUAUUGUAAAAUUUUCCAAUUUUGAUCACAUAUCCUAAAAAAGAAUUUUUAAAUCACUCAAGCAUGCGUGAAAUCAUCUUUGUGUGUUAGAAAUUUGCUGGGAUAUGGCCACAUAAGCACAAGCUUUUUCUCCGUAAAACCGCUGUAAACAGAGUUAGCAAACUUUGAUUGGCAAUAUAUCAACCCACCUUUCAAAAGUAUGUUAACAGCCCCUUUUCAACUUCUUAUUUCAUUUUUAUAUUUAAAGAUAUUUCGUUUUGUCUAUUUGUUUUAUGUGGUCAAAAGUUUUAAAGUAAAAAAUAAAUUUUUAUGACGUCACACUUUAAGACUCUAUUGCAUACUGAUCUUGUUUUAUUAGAUAUUUCAAUUCAAGGGGUACGUCAUACUAAAGUUCCUUUGUAAAUUACAAUGAAUUUCGGGACAAUUUUUUUCUCUCUUUUAACAUUGCCAUAGCAAAUGCUGGCACAUUUUUCCUACACCGAAAAUGCUUUCAAUUAUCCUGUAAUUGUUUCUGUUUGUGAUCUCUAUCGCUCAAUUAAAUAUAUAUUUUAGACCUGUAAAUAAUGAGUGUUCGGUUUUGUUUAUGUUAUUUAGCAGUGGAAAAUGUAAAGAUAUAAAAAAGACCAAUGGUUGCCUUUUUGACUGGUGUUCUUUUAGGCUUUAAUGUCUCAGAGAUCUUUGGUACUUAAAGUUUGAUCAAGUGGCUGAACUUUGGUCAAGUAGCUGAUAUUGUUCGAACACUCCCUUGUGUACGUGAAUAAUCUUAAUAUUUAGCUCAUUUAUCGCGUAUCAGUUUAUUUCUUUACAUCCGUAAAUCUCACAGUGCAGCUUUCAUAAGCAAUACAGAUGAAAUCUCAGUACAAGAGAAAACUAAAAUUAAAGAUUUUAAAGUUAUGAAACUAAACUGAAUGAAAGAUGAAAUACAUGUUUGGGCUUCGGAUUAACACUCUUUCAUUUGUUUCCUUGGCUCUUUCAAGAUAUAUCCAUCGCCCACUAUAUUAGAGCGUUGGUAAACUUUAAGCUUUAUGUUGUUAAUCUACAGGUUCUUCGAACUAAUUUUCAACAGUGACUAGGUCACAAAAUCUUAUUUCGGAAUUUCUUUAUUUUAUAAAGUAGUCUGAAUUAACAUCAUAAAUUAUCAUGAAUAUGAUUAGAAAAAGGGAACGCUAUCGCGCUACUAAAGCAUCGUGUAACAUUUUUUGAUCGUUGCAAAUUACUGCGCAUGCGCUAUUGGAUUUCUCCUUCGUUGCGCGCAACUAAACAGUCGAACAUUGCAAAUACCAUUUAUGUUUUCCAUCAAAUCAAUAUAGUAUAGUCAUGUUUAGAAAGUUAUCAUUAUGAAAUUUGCUUUCAGGGAUUAUCUUUCUAAAUUCAAAGAAACAUUGUAAACGGAGAAAAUUAUGACGCUAACUGUUAGCUCUGCAAGCGCCUUAUAAACAGAAAGCUUUGCUAGAUAUAAACGCCCUCGGCAUUUGUGGAAGACCUUUAUCUUCAACCUUUGUUGACCAUUUCCUUAUAUCAAUGGGAUUUCAAUACAACCAGCUGUGUUUGUUUUAAACUGAUGUUAUUUACGAUAAUUCAUGCGUAGGAGCCUGAAAUAUUUUGAGGGAUAGUAAACAAAUUUGUUUGUUUUUAUCUCCCUUUCUGACAAUGCUGCCUAGAAAUAUCCAAGGCUCGUGGUCUAAUCGGAUAGACAGAAAAUUAUCAUCAAGCACUGAGACGUAAUUAGAAUUCCACUGCAAAGUUGCUUGCGCUGCAGUUUCGAAAACAGUUGCCCCCGCUCAUACAAUCUCGUUUACAAAACUGAUCAAAUCGAUGGUU
Molecule: messenger RNA, 6788 nt
Organism: Rhopilema esculentum
Lineage: Eukaryota; Metazoa; Cnidaria; Scyphozoa; Rhizostomeae; Rhizostomatidae
Biological process (GO): positive regulation of double-strand break repair; protein localization to site of double-strand break; DNA damage response
Cellular component (GO): site of double-strand break; nucleus
Molecular function (GO): protein binding
Source: RefSeq, a predicted model, not a curated record